CAAAACAUAUUUUCUUCGUUACAUGUAGUUACCUGCUUACAUCGUAUUCAGUGCCUGUAUCAGUCGCUAUCACAUUUAGCUUGCUACAUGUCGGGGAUUCAAGAACUGCCAGAUGAACUCCAGCUCGCAGCUGCGGCUCACGUCAAGUAUAUUCAAAGCUUAGACACAAAGAAGGAUGAAUAUGAGUACUGGCUCACCGAGCAUCUCCGUCUAAAUGGACUAUAUUGGGGACUGAUGGCGCUGCAUUUACUACGACAUCCUGAUGCGCUCCCCCGAGACGAGGCUAUAGACUUCGUCCUCUCCUGCCAACAUGAGAGCGGCGGGUUUGGUGCCGCACCGGGGCAUGAUGCUCACAUGCUCUACACAGUCAGCGCCGUGCAAAUCUUUGUCCUACUUGAUGCCUUAGACGACUUAGAGAAGCGCGGUAAGGGCAAUGGUAAGGCUCAAGUGGGCAAGUUCCUGGCGGAUCUUCAAAAUCGGGAAACGGGCACAUUUGCCGGCGAUGAAUGGGGUGAAGAAGACACGAGGUUUUUAUACGGCGCUUUGAAUGCUCUCUCGCUCCUUGGCCUAUUACAUUUGGUCGACGUCGAUAAGGCAGUUGAUUACGUUGCUGCUUGCGCCAAUUAUGACGGUGGCUACGGUGUUAGCCCUGGAGCUGAGACUCACUCUGGUCAGAUCUUUACUUGUUUAGCCGCUCUCUCCAUUGCCGGGCGUAAAGACUUAAUCGACGCUGAUAAACUAGGCGGCUGGCUCAGCGAAAGACAGGUCGCUUGCGGCGGCCUAAAUGGGAGACCGGAGAAGAAGGAAGAUGUGUGCUACAACUGGUGGGUACUGAGCAGCCUAGAAAUGAUCGGCCGCACACACUGGGUUGAUCGGGAGAAGCUCAUCAAGUUUACUCUGAGCUGCCAGGACAGCGAGCGUGGUGGAUUAUCGGACCGACCCGGUGACAUGGUUGACAUCUGGCACACGUUCUUUGGCCUGACUGGCUUAAGCUUGCUGAAGUAUCCAGGCGUGGAAGCUAUUGACCCUGUCUAUUGCCUACCAAAGUACACUAUAGAUCGUGUAUUUGGCAGAGCAGGAUAACUUCACAACAACUUCUAGCAAAUGUCUGCCCUGGUAAUCUAUUCGUACACCUCGAUCUCACACGUGAACUCUUUUUUUAUUCUUUCUUUUUUCGCUCCUCGAGUCCUUGCUCAUUGGUGAAUGCCUUAUUGGGUAUAGCCAGAGCCUGGUCAGAAAAAUAUCUCUUGCAAUCUAAUAACCUACUAACAUAAGUCUAAGUGGUAGUUAGGAUACAAGGCAAGAGUAGAGAGAUCCCGAAUGUUUCCCUUCUUGCUCAUAGUUUAUUUCACCAUGACUAGAGUCAUACGGGUUGCACCCAGACAUUUCGUACUUGUUAACAGAAGAUUUAUACAUUCUAGCUUCCAUGUCAGGAAUUCCUUUCGUCUUACCGCCUGAAAUCCAUCCUCUAUUUCACUACCUUCUCA
Molecule: messenger RNA, 1487 nt
Organism: Daldinia decipiens
Lineage: Eukaryota; Fungi; Ascomycota; Sordariomycetes; Xylariales; Hypoxylaceae
Product: geranylgerany transferase type II beta subunit
Exons: 2
Coding region: 88-1083 (331 amino acids)
Biological process (GO): protein geranylgeranylation
Cellular component (GO): Rab-protein geranylgeranyltransferase complex
Molecular function (GO): Rab geranylgeranyltransferase activity
Source: RefSeq, a predicted model, not a curated record